Messenger RNA from Exophiala spinifera, 2745 nucleotides. RefSeq lists its product as uncharacterized. The coding region runs from base 1 to 2745 and encodes 914 amino acids. Gene Ontology annotation, biological process: modification-dependent protein catabolic process; protein ubiquitination. The transcript has 9 exons. Gene Ontology annotation, molecular function: protein tag activity; ubiquitin protein ligase binding. Lineage: Eukaryota; Fungi; Ascomycota; Eurotiomycetes; Chaetothyriales; Herpotrichiellaceae. Gene Ontology annotation, cellular component: nucleus; cytoplasm. The record is from RefSeq and is a predicted model, not a curated record.
AUGAGUGCCAACUUGAUACCGGCGAACGUUUCAAACUAUCCCGGUAGCGAUCAAAUAGCCGAGCAGGAUGCUGCUGAACACGGGACUAUCUCUGGUGCAGGACCAGCGGCAGAAGCUGAGCCCAGCGAUAACACGUCCCCUCCAGUCACGGCGGCGGCAGCAGGGCCGGAGCGGCUGACAGUUCCCGAAGUACCUAGCGGCUUUGGGGCAGAUGGCAAAAUGCCGGGGAAUGCAACGCAGCUCACCGGCGAGCAGUGGACGGAAAUCAUCAACGUCAACAAGUUACUUUGUGGCUAUCAGAUACGAGAAGACGUACGAGAUAUCGUCCGGGCUCGGUAUCCUGCGUUCACUUUACAGCGCGAGCCUGGGGGCGUCCAUGGAUCGUGGCCCGAAAAAUCGCCUGGCAAGAUUCGACACGGUCAAGACCAGACGACUGAAGCAAGAUCUCGUGUUAGUCAGCGCGCUCGUGAAAAAUUGCCCGCGAAAACGCCUGUGACAGCAGCUGGCGAGCGCCCACCUGCUCAAGACAAAAAGAAUGAGGCAGAAGAGGAUCAUGGUGGUCCUCCCCUCUUUGUUAAAACGCGGUCAGGAAAAACUAUCGAGAUUAGUUUUAACUCAGUCAACACAGUGGGUGACGUGAAGUCAAAGAUCCAAGAAAGGGAAGGGGUCCAUCCCGAUAUACAGCGUCUGGUGUUUGCAGGCAGGCAGCUCCAGGACCACGAAAAGCUUUCAGACUACCAUAUUCAAAAGAAGGGCGUCUUGCACCUAGUACUAAGGAUGCCACCGAACUCGACAGAGAACCCAAAGCAAGGUGGAGAUCGUGUCCACUAUAUACCGGAGUAUGAAGUUCUAGAUGCAUCAUCUAUACAAAUCAAGGAGACAAACAGUGAAUUCCAACAGUCACUAGCUAUGAAUGGAUUCACUUCCAGAUGUAUAGAGGCUGGGUUGUCGAGCGGAGCUUACGGUGUCUCUGCGGACGUGUCGUCUAUAUGGCAACGGACAAAGUCAGACACAACUCAGGCUACGGCUAAGGGGGCGAAUAGGGAGAUUCAUGCGGUUUACAACUUUCCACGAGUACGAGUUUUAUUGGACGAGCAAGAUCUUGUCCUCUCAGAAAAGUGUCAAGCAGAGCUCCGGCGGAUAGUUGAGAAUCCGGCAUUCGAACUAGUUCAGCAAUUCUACCGGCGCUUUGGUCAUUUCUUCGUCAUUUCGGUUCAGCUUGGCGGCCAACAGCGAACUUCGCAGUAUGCACAGUCAACCUCUUCCACGCAAAGCAAACAACAGUUGGAUAAGCUCAGGACCGAGGUUGGGCUAAGCGUGAAUGCACAAUUUGCCUCAGCGUCAGCAAAAUAUGCCACUGAACGAAAAGUGUCCAAAGACGAAGCAGAACAGCUUUCAGCCGAUCUUGCCUUCUUGGGCCUCAGUGCCUGUGGUGGCAAUACGUUAAUCGGUGCCAAUAUACCCGAAUGGGCAAAUACCCUCGCAACGCACGAAGGGUGGAGAGUCAUUGAACAAGAGACUGUACAAUCGUUGCCGGAUUUGAUCGGGAAGGUCGCCAGUUGGGAGUUCGUUCCCCGCCUGUUCGCUGAGAUAGCAAAUACCCGCGGGUAUGGAGACAGGACGUGGACCGGCCGAAUCAAGCUUAUGCGGUAUACCUCAUCGGAAGAGGUCAAAGAUCGAGAUGAUUCAUCGACGGAGAGCUCGACUCAAAGUGGCCCUUCGAACUAUGGCUCAGCGAACAAGGACGAAGAAGAUCAACAUGAUUCAUCGGAGGAGAACCCAACUCAACGUCAACCAUCGAACCAGGGCUCAGCGAACCAGGACGAAGAAGAUCAACAUAAUUCAUUGACGCAGAACGAAAUUCAAUGGGAUCCAUUAAAAUGGGACGAAGUUGACGGUGGUGCAUUAGUUCUCCAGCCGAAAGCGAGCGAAAGGGAGGAAUUGUUAGUUCCAGAUCCAAUUUUCGUCGUACGAAACGCUACCAGAAGCGACAAUUCUGCCGAUGGACGACUCCUUGAGUUACGUGCGGACUGUCCUGUUCAUCUGUCGACCAACUAUAACUUGCAACGCGACAUGAAUCCUGACAACCAGCUCACUGGGAUCUUCGUGGCUGCCGACGGAACAAUAAAGGACGACACACAUGGGAGGUUUGUGUGCCGUUUUUCCUUUCGCAGGGUUGGUGAGAAAGGCACCUGGAAACCUCAGCUCCCAGGACAGGUCAUCAAAUCCGGAGAAAGCGUGAACCUCUACUGUCAUUCUGUCGGAUUGGGUCCCUAUUCGGACGUCAAUUCGCCGCCUGCUGAAGCUUCUCCAGUCUGUGUCACACCGAAUGGGAAGCUCUUCGUUCCUAUUCCCGGCUUCACGAAAUCGGCAGGGGUAAGAAAGCUCAUCCAGGACUAUGACUUGGGCAAACUCGGCAACGACGAUUACUACGCUGCUUUUGAAAAAAUGGGAUUUGUCUCCGACGCAUCGUGGCCACUUUCCCAGUUCGCGGUUACGUCCUCACCCGAAGAAGCCUGGUUUACCCCAGCAUCUACAACUACCUUCUGGGGCCGGGUCAAAUCAAGAUUUAAAAAGUCUCCCAGGGUGGACUACAAGAGUUUGCAGACACCAGAGUGGAAGGAUCGUGACCUAAAUUGGUCACACGUCCGCGAGCAAUACUGCAAGCCAGGAGAAUCGAAGGGCCACCACCAAGAUGGCUUGGCUGGACACGAGCCAGCCGUAUUCACCAUUCUAUUCGAGUGA